This is a messenger RNA of Drechmeria coniospora, 297 nucleotides long. RefSeq names its product HMG box-containing protein. The coding region runs from base 1 to 297 and encodes 98 amino acids. NCBI's taxonomy places the organism in Eukaryota, Fungi, Ascomycota, Sordariomycetes, Hypocreales, Ophiocordycipitaceae. The transcript has 3 exons. The record is from RefSeq and is a predicted model, not a curated record.
AUGCCUAAAGCUGCCUCUGGUAAGCGUGGUGGUAAGGAGAUCAAGCGACGCAGCAAGAAGGACCCCAACGCCCCCAAGCGUGGUCUCUCCGCGUACAUGUUCUUCGCCAAUGAGCAGCGUGAGAACGUCCGCGAGGAGAAUCCUGGCAUUUCUUUCGGCCAGGUCGGAAAGCUCCUCGGUGAGCGAUGGAAGGCCCUGAACGACAAGCAGCGCACGCCCUAUGAGGCCAAGGCUGCCGCCGACAAGAAGCGCUACGAGGAUGAGAAGCAGGCGUACAACGCUGAAGAGUCAUCGUGA